Messenger RNA from Rubroshorea leprosula, 1060 nucleotides. The record is from the annotation of a GenBank genome assembly. NCBI's taxonomy places the organism in Eukaryota, Viridiplantae, Streptophyta, Magnoliopsida, Malvales, Dipterocarpaceae.
CUAUACAUUUCUUUCAUUCUCCUUCAGGAAGUCUACCCAACUGAAGCAAGGCAAUGGGAGGAGUAAGGGUCAUUGUUUGGGCUGCAAGAGAUGCAUCAGGACAUCUUUCACCAUAUUCAUUCACACUCAAGAAAACAAGUCCAGAGGAUGUGGUGUUGCAAGUCUUGUACUGUGGAAUAGACCACACCGAUCUUCAUCAGAUUAGGAGUGAGAUUACCCCCGCAAAUUACCCUUUAAUCCUUGGGCAUGAAGUGGUGGGUGAGGUUGUGGAGUUGGGUUCAGAAGUAAGAAGUUCAAGCUGGGAGACACGGUUGGAGUUGGGUGCAUGGUUGGCUCUUGUGGGGACCAGCCCUCCUACAAUUCCAACAUGGAACAGUGUUUCCCCAAGAGUAUCUUCAUUUAUGGUGACAUCUAUAAAGAUGGCACACCCACUCAGGGAGGAUAUUCAUCGGCCAUGGUGGUUCGUCAAAGGAGGACUUGAUCAUUUUCGUGUGCUAAUAGCAAAGGCCAUGGGGCAUCAUGUGACGGUGACAAGCUCUUCAGAUAAGAAGAGAGUGGAGGCUUUGGAGCAUUUAGGUGCGGAUGCUUAUAUAGUGGGUUGCUAUGCAGCAGAGAUGGAGGGAACAGCAAACAGUUUCGACUAUAUUCUCGACACUGUUCCUGCUCCUCACCUUUUGCAGCGCUAUAUUGAACUUCUCAAGGUUGAUGAGAAGCUGAUUUUUGUCGGGGUUGCCACACAACUCCAGUUUAGUUCAGACGAUCUAAUUCUAGGAAGGAAGACAAUGACUGGAAGUUUCCUAGGAAGCACUGAAGAAACGCCGGGAAUUCUAGAAUUUUGGGCAGAGAAGGGAUUGACAUCAAUGAUUGAGGUGGUGAAAAUGGAUCAUGUGAACAAAGCAUUUGAGAGGAUGGAGAAGAACGAUGUGAGGUACAGGUUUGUGCUGGACGUUGCUGGAAGCAAUCGCGAACAAUUCAACAAGUGAGUGUGCAGGCAAUAUUUUCUUGAUCUUGGUGUCGUUAACUAAAUGACACUUCCAUUAAAUGAACACGAUAUUUUUAC